GCAACUUCUUUGCGACAAGGCUCGCGUCAAUCUCGCUCAGUCUGGACCUCCCUGUUACGCAAAUCCGGUUGAACGUCAAAUUUGGACUUGACAGAAGAAGCUGACUGAAUUUCGGACGGUGUUUUCUAGCUAGUCCAGACUCAGGUACCAACAAAAGAAAUGUCUUUUAUACUUGAUUGGCUCUAUAGAGGAUUCAGCGGUGUUCUACAGUUGCUUGGUCUUUACAAAAAGACCGGGAAGCUUGUAUUCCUUGGUUUGGAUAAUGCUGGGAAAACGACGUUAUUGCAUAUGCUUAAGGAUGAUCGACUUGGCCAGCAUGUCCCAACUCUACAUCCGACCUCUGAAGAGUUGACAAUUGCUGGGAUGACAUUCAUAACAUUUGACCUGGGUGGCCAUGCACAAGCAAGGCGAGUGUGGAAGAAUUACCUCCCAGCUAUUAAUGGAAUUGUGUACAUGGUGGACUGCGCUGACCUUGAGCGCCUAGUUGAAGCUAAAACUGAACUCGAUGCCCUUUUAACUGAUGAGACCAUCUCAAACGUGCCAAUCCUCAUUUUGGGGAAUAAAAUCGACCGUCCAGAGGCGAUAAGUGAAGAUGCUUUAAGAGGAAUGUUUGGCCUUUAUGGCCAAGCAACUGGAAAGGGCAAGGUGAACUUGAAAGAGAUGAACUUAAGGCCAAUGGAGGUGUUCAUGUGCAGCGUGCUGAAGAGGCAGGGAUAUGGUGAAGGCUUCAGAUGGCUUUCUCAGUACAUUGAUUGAUUUGGCCACAUUGCUCAGAUGUAGUCUGUAGCAUAGUAUUGUAUCUUAUUCAUUUUUGAGUAGUGAAGAGCCCCUAACUAAAGCAGUUUCAGAAUGGAUGGAUGUAUAAUAGUAGUAGUUAUUAUUAUAAUAAAGAUGAAUGGUGGAUGGUAUAUACGCAAUAGACAUGAAGUUCAGAACUACAUCACCUCAGAAAUAAUGUAGUGUGCAGUCAUCAGUGUUAUUUACAUGUCUAUUGAGAGGGUUAAACACAUAAUCACAUCAAGCCACAUCAGUUUACAUGGCAGGAGUUACUUUUAGGUGUUAAUGGAGUUACACAGGGGCGUGGCUCUCACAUUCUGUGUGGUUUCUUUUCCUUUGUGCCUGUUAUGACUGCCUGUCACUCGCCCUGCCAAAGACGAUUACUGUGCCUUCAAAAUGUAUAUUUUACAAACUGCUUGAAAUGUUGAAAUCUACCUGUACUGUUAUGAGUACAUAUUGAAAAUAGCAUCACAGUGUAGCAGUUGUAUAUGUAUUAUAUAUUACACAAUAUAUUGCAAUGUAUAAUAUAUUACACAAUAUAAUGCAAUAUUUAUUACUAUUUAUUAUUGUGACAUGGUACAAUAUAGUAAGAUUGGAUUUACUCAUUGUGUGAAUAAGACCUAAUUCAAUAAGGAACUGAAAGCCACAAGCUUCUUCUAAAAAUACAGACAGUCAGUGACCACAAUAUAGGGGUGAGGCCUAAACUUAAAUAUGCUGACAUAAUAUGUGUCCGUCAAUGCUAAAAUGUGAUAUUGUCAUAUUGAUAAUUGAUAAAAUGUGAUAAUGUCAUAUUAUUUAAUGCUAGUGACCUAGAAUGGACUUAGGACAAACUGUUCAGUGUUACCAGAGUAGAAUUUGGUUUCAGGUGCUGUAAAUGCCAAGCAGUUCUCAUUAGCUUUGGAAUUGAAUGUAUUCUAUUUAUUUGUUAAUAACACUUUUUAUAUAAAUUAAAUGUGAUUUUUGGGCAAAAUUGCUGAUUACACUGUAAUAUUCACAUCUGAACUUCCACAGGGUACCGUCUUGGUAUAUAUAAAUAUAUUUUGUGAUGUUGAUGCAGUGAGUACUUUUUGAUUAUCAACUGCUUUUGGUAUGCAGUUCAGAUAUGAGAGUACACAAACAAUAAAUGUUUAACCCUUGUCAAAAGAAGUCAACGCCUA
Molecule: messenger RNA, 1934 nt
Organism: Clupea harengus (Atlantic herring)
Lineage: Eukaryota; Metazoa; Chordata; Actinopteri; Clupeiformes; Clupeidae
Gene: sar1ab
Product: secretion associated, Ras related GTPase 1Ab
Biological process (GO): intracellular protein transport
Molecular function (GO): GTP binding; GTPase activity
Source: RefSeq, a predicted model, not a curated record